Clupea harengus (Atlantic herring) is the source of this 8781-nucleotide messenger RNA. Its product is annotated as receptor-type tyrosine-protein phosphatase eta-like. Gene Ontology annotation, biological process: protein dephosphorylation. Gene Ontology annotation, molecular function: protein binding; protein tyrosine phosphatase activity. NCBI's taxonomy places the organism in Eukaryota, Metazoa, Chordata, Actinopteri, Clupeiformes, Clupeidae. The record is from RefSeq and is a predicted model, not a curated record.
CCCAACAGCAGGAACACAGAACUUUGUCCCUUGUUCACUGGCUUACCAGAAGCGUCUGCUGCGUUUUUAAACCUAUUUAACUCGUAUUAAACUCAUUCUCAUUUUAGCGCAGCGGGAAAUGUAAAAGUGCAUUGAUUAGUAACGCAUGUUCAUUUCAGUCAACUACUGUCCAAUAUGAUUCUACGGCAGCUCUUCACGCGCACUGUGCAGUGGACGAUGCUGUUCACCUGCGUCCGCCUCGAGAUCUCAAAGGCCCAGACUGAUGUCAGCACCCCCGCAUCAGCGCCAACCACAAUGAACACGUUGGAAACUGUGACCAACUCCUCUACAGUAAUGAGCAGCAUCAUAACCCACACAACUAGCCAGGACACGUCCUCUUCAGAUCUGACCAACCCAAACUGGAGCACCCACAGCACCGUCAUGACCACCACCCCAAUCCCCACGACUACAGAGCCACGUCCCAUCAGGAAUUUGACUGCUGAGACUCUAAACACCACAGCAAUAGAGCUAAAGUGGGACCAACCAGAGGACUACCAGAGUACUUACCGUUACCAAGUCCAGAUCUCUGGAUGCACAUCUCCAAGCCGUGAUGCCUCAACAAGCGAGGAGAAGAUCAUCAUAUCCAGCCUGCCUCCAGGAACCAGCUGCACAUUCAGCAUCUAUGUUGAGGUUAUGAAUGGCACAAGGGGAGAGGAACUCAAUAUCUCCCGUUAUACCAGGCCAGAGACUGUGCAGCCAGUCAUCUCAGACAACACCAACAACUCCAUCACAGUGAAUUGGAGUCAUCCUAUUGGAAAUGUGGAGUCGUUUGAGGUUCUCCUGAACAGCAGCAGUAGCAGCACCAGGAGCCCUCCGCUGGAUUCAAGUAUCAACUUCUAUGAGUUUAAAAACUUGUCAUCUGGGAAGAUAUACACAGCCACUGUCACAACAAAGAGUGGGCCCUUUAGUGAAGAAUCUGAAGUCACUACCACUGCAACGUAUCCCAAUCCUCCAGGGGAUAUCACCAUGAAGAGUGCGACUACAAACUCCAUUUUUAUAGAGUGGACUCCAACCCUCUUGAUGGACAACUCAGAUGGUUUUAACUACACAGUGAACAUCAGUAAUUCAUCAGGGACUAGAGAUUAUAGUACCAAAGCCUUAUACCAGACCCUGACUAACCUUACAUCAGGAACAUCACAUAUCAUCUGUGUGAGAACAACUGGACCACUUGGCCUCCAGAGUGAAUCUGUUUGCAGUGGAAAUAUCAUCACAAGUAAGAACACAGAGACAGAGAGUCAUCCAACUGUUAUAAUGGUGCCACACAGCUCUGUUUAUGUUGUGGACAGUUACAAUAUUUUUGAUACAACAUUUUUUGUGCAACAGCCACAUCCCAUCAGGAAUUUGACUGCUGAGACUCUAAACACCACGAAAAUAGAGCUAAAGUGGGACCAACCAGAGGACUACCAGAGUACUUACCGUUACCAAGUCCAGAUCUCUGGAUGCACAUCUCCAAGCCGUGAUGCCUCAACAAGCGAGGAGAAGAUCAUCAUAUCCAGCCUGCCUCCAGGAACCAGCUGCACAUUCAGCAUCUAUGUUGAGGUUAUGAACGGCACAAGGGGAGAGGAACUCAAUAUCUCCCGUUAUACCAGGCCAGAGACUGUGCAGCCAGUCAUCUCAGACCACACCAACAACUCCAUCACAGUGAAUUGGAGUCGUCCUAUUGGAAAUGUGGAGUCGUUUGAGGUUCUCCUGAACAGCAGCAGUAACAGCAUCAGGAGCCUUCCGCUGGAUUCAAGUUUCAACUCCUAUGAGUUUAAAAACUUGUCAGCUGGGAAGAUAUACACAGCCACUGUCACAACAAAGAGUGGGCCCUUUAGUCAAGAAUCUGAAGUAAAUACAACUGCUACAUAUCCCAAUCCUCCAGGGGAUAUCACCAUGAAGAAUGCGACUACAAACUCCAUUUUUAUUGAGUGGACUCCAGCCCUCUUCAUGGAGAACUCAGAUGGUUUUAACUACACAGUGAACAUCAAGCCACAUCCCAUCAGGAAUUUGACUGCUGAGACUCUAAACACCACAGCAAUAGAGCUAAAGUGGGACCAACCAGAGGACUACCAGAGUACUUACCGUUACCAAGUCCAGAUCUCUGGAUGCACAUCUCCAAGCCGUGAUGCCUCAACAAGCGAGGAGAAGAUCAUCAUAUCCAGCCUGCCUCCAGGAACCAGCUGCACAUUCAGCAUCUAUGUUGAGGUUAUGAACGGCACAAGGGGAGAGGAACGCAAGACCUCCCAUUAUACCAGGCCAGAGACUGUGCAGCCAGUCAUCUCAGACCACACCAACAACUCCAUCACAGUGAAUUGGAGUCGUCCUAUUGGAAAUGUGGAGUCGUUUGAGGUUCUCCUGAACAGCAGCAGUAACAGCAUCAGGAGCCUUCCGCUGGAUUCAAGUUUCAACUCCUAUGAGUUUAAAAACUUGUCAGCUGGGAAGAUAUACACAGCCACUGUCACAACAAAGAGUGGGCCCUUUAGUCAAGAAUCUGAAGUAAAUACAACUGCUACAUGGGAUAUCACCAUGAAGAAUGCGACUACAAACUCCAUUUUUGUGAAGUGGACUCCAGCCCUCUUCAUGGACAACUCAGAUGGUUUUAACUACACAGUGAACAUCAAGCCACAUCCCAUCAGGAAUUUGACUGCUGAGACUCUAAACACCACAGCAAUAGAGCUAAAGUGGGACCAACCAGAGGACUACCAGAGUACUUACCGUUACCAAGUCCAGAUCUCUGGAUGCACAUCUCCAAGCCGUGAUGCCUCAACAAGCGAGGAGAAGAUCAUCAUAUCCAGCCUGCAUCCAGGAACCAGCUGCACAUUCAGCAUCUAUGUUGAGGUUAUGAAUGGCACAAGGGGAGAGGAACUCAAUAUCUCCCGUUAUACCAAGCCACAUCCCAUCAGGAAUUUGACUGCUGAGACUCUAAACACCACAGCAAUAGAGCUAAAGUGGGACCAACCAGAGGACUACCAGAGUACUUACCGUUACCAAGUCCAGAUCUCUGGAUGCACAUCUCCAAGCCGUGAUGCCUCAACAAGCGAGGAGAAGAUCAUCAUAUCCAGCCUGCCUCCAGGAACCAGCUGCACAUUCAGCAUCUAUGUUGAGUUGCCUAAUGCCUUAUGUUGCUCCUUCUUCAAUACAAUUCUGUCUGGAUAUUUCUGUCACCUAGGGCCAGAGACUGUGCAGCCAGUCAUCUCAGACCACACCAACAACUCCAUCACAGUGAAUUGGAGUCGUCCUAUUGGAAAUGUGGAGUCGUUUGAGGUUCUCCUGAACAGCAGCAGUAACAGCAUCAGGAGCCUUCCGCUGGAUUCAAGUUUCAACUCCUAUGAGUUUAAAAACUUGUCAGCUGGGAAGAUAUACACAGCCACUGUCACAACAAAGAGUGGGCCCUUUAGUCAAGAAUCUGAAGUAAAUACAACUGCUACAUAUCCCAAUCCUCCAGGGGAUAUCACCAUGAAGAAUGCGACUACAAACUCCAUUUUUGUGAAGUGGACUCCAGCCCUCUUCAUGGACAACUCAGAUGGUUUUAACUACACAGUGAACAUCAGUAAUUCAUCAGGGACUACAGAUUAUAGUACCAAAGCCUUAAACCAGACCCUGACUAACCUUAAAUCAGGAACACCACAUGUCAUCUGUGUGAGAACAACUGGACCACUUGGCCUCCAGAGUGAAUCUGUUUGCAGUGGAAAUAUCACUACAAAGCCACAUCCCAUCAGGAAUUUGACUGCUGAGACUCUAAACACCACAGCAAUAGAGCUAAAGUGGGACCAACCAGAGGACUACCAGAGUACUUACCGUUACCAAGUCCAGAUCUCUGGAUGCACAUCUCCAAGCCGUGAUGCCUCAACAAGCGAGGAGAAGAUCAUCAUAUCCAGCCUGCCUCCAGGAACCAGCUGCACAUUCAGCAUCUAUGUUGAGGUUAUGAAUGGCACAAGGGGAGAGGAACUCAAUAUCUCCCGUUAUACCAGGCCAGAGACUGUGCAGCCAGUCAUCUCAGACCACACCAACAACUCCAUCACAGUGAAUUGGAGUCGUCCUAUUGGAAAUGUGGAGUCGUUUGAGGUUCUCCUGAACAGCAGCAGUAACAGCAUCAGGAGCCUUCCGCUGGAUUCAAGUUUCAACUCCUAUGAGUUUAAAAACUUGUCAGCUGGGAAGAUAUACACAGCCACUGUCACAACAAAGAGUGGGCCCUUUAGUCAAGAAUCUGAAGUAAAUACAACUGCUACAUGUGAGUAUAAAUAUGUUUUAGUUUUAUUGGUGAAGAAGUUGUUUUUACAUAGUAGAUGGAGAUUUUAUUACGCUAAUGACUUUUUUUUCAGAUCCCAAUCUCCAGGGGACAUCACCAUGAAGAAUGCGACUACAAACUCCAUUUUUGUGAAGUGGACUCCAGCCCUCUUCAUGGACAACUCAGAUGGUUUUAACUACACAGUGAACAUCAGUAAUUCAUCAGGGACUACAGAUUAUAGUACCAAAGCCUUAAACCAGACCCUGACUAACCUUAAAUCAGGAACACCACAUGUCAUCUGUGUGAGAACAACUGGACCACUUGGCCUCCAGAGUGAAUCUGUUUGCAGUGGAAAUAUCACUACAAAGCCACAUCCCAUCAGGAAUUUGACUGCUGAGACUCUAAACACCACAGCAAUAGAGCUAAAGUGGGACCAACCAGAGGACUACCAGAGUACUUACCGUUACCAAGUCCAGAUCUCUGGAUACACAUCUCCAAGCCGUGAUGCCUCAACAACCGAGGAGAAGAUCAUCAUAUCCAGCCUGCCUCCAGGAACCAGCUGCACAUUCAGCAUCUAUGUUGAGGUUAUGAAUGGCACAAGGGGAGAGGAACUCAAAAUCUCUCAUUAUACCAAGCCAGAGACUGUGCAGCCAGUCAUCUCAGACCACACCAACAACUCCAUCACAGUGAAUUGGAGUCGUCCUAAUGGAAAUGUGGAGUCGUUUGAGGUUCUCCUGAACAGCAGCAGUAACAGCAUCAGGAGCCUUCCGCUGGAUUCAAGUUUCAACUCCUAUGAGUUUAAAAACUUGUCAGCUGGGAAGAUAUACACAGCCACUGUCACAACAAAGAGUGGGCCCUUUAGUGAAGAAUCUGAAGUCACUACCAAUGCAACGUAUCCUAACCCUCCAAGAGAUAUUUUUAUCAAGAAAAAGACUACAAAAUCCAUUUUUGUUGAGUGGGCCCCUGCCUUCUUCAUGGAUGACUCAGAUGGUUUUAACUACACCGUGAUCAUUAGUAGUUCAUCAGGGACUGCAGACUAUAGUACCAAAGCCUUAUACCAGACCCUGACAAACCUUAAAUCAGGAACACCACAUGUCAUCUGUUUGAGAACAACUGGACCACUUGGCCUCCAGAGUGAAUCUGUUUGCAGUGAACAUGUCACAACAAGACCUGAGAGUGUCAAAUCUUUAGAAGUUGAUAUUGUAAAAGAAACAUACAUGAGAUGGAAAUGGGCUCCUCCACCUGACUAUAAAGAUGGAUACUACUAUCGAGUGAACUUGACAAAUGAACUUGACAAUAUUAACCUCACCGAUGUUACAAAUGACUUGAAAUUGGAGUUCAAGCAGCUGAUACCAGGAGCCCGUUACAACAUCACUGUCACCACAUUUACUUCUGAUGGCACUGAUGGAUCACCGGUGAACAAUUCCGCAUGCACUGAUACUAGUGGACUCACAGAGGACCAACUUAAAUGUGUUGGUAAAAACCAUACACCUGUACUUGAAUUGGAGUGGAAAAACCCUAAAGGACACAACUCUGGAUUCAAAAUCAAAGCCAAGACCAAUGCUGAAGUCAAUGUCCAUCUUGGAGAAGAGAAAACUUGCAAUGAAACAUGUGUCUACCGCAUAGAGAGUGAUCUUACAUACAGCACAGAAUACAGUGUGACUAUUUGGACAGUUGGAUGUGGGAAAUCGGGCAUGAUUACCACGACUUGCAAAACAGGAGUCACAGUACCACCUGUUGUGUCUGACAAUGAAAAGGUAGAAAUUCGCCCACCUUCCCACAAUGAAGUUGAGCUGAUUCUUGAUCCCAUUUUCCUGAAUUCUUCAAAUGGACCUAUUCUGGAAUACGGUGUCCUGGUGUCGCAGAGUGAAAACCCCACUUUCAAGAAAGAUGAUUUAGUUAACUCUUAUGAUGAUUGGCAGAAACAUCAGGAUUUAAACUACCUUGCCGUUUUAAAGAAAAAUGAAAUUAAAAUGGACAAGAUCUCUAUAAUUGUGGGAAAAGACAGCCCUUUGCGGGAAGCAUACAGAAAUGGCCCUCUGACCCCUACUAAAACAUACAGUUUUGCAAUUGUCACCUGUACUGCCCUGCAGAUGAAAACAGAUAAACAUGUGGACAUUCAUGGCUCCAUUUGCUCCAUAUCCGGAUUUUACAAGACUGUAUAUCUUAAACAAGACCCACUGGUCAUCACCACGGCUGUUGGAGCCACCUGUGGGAUCUUGACCGUCUGUCUAUGCAUUGCUAUAGCUGUCUUCAUCUUCUUGAAGAGGAAAUCUUCUAGAAAACCUGCUUCUGACAUUCCAAUUAAUACCAUCAGAGCAAAAACUAGUGUGCCUGUGCGGGUUGAGGAGUUUGACGCAUACUACAAGAAGCAAUCUGCCAACACCAAAUGUGGCUUUGCAGAGGAGUUUGAGGAUCUGAAGCCAGUUGGUACGGCCCAGUCUACAGCCACUGCCAGUGCAUUGGAGAACAAAUCAAAGAACCGGUACAGCAAUGUACUGCCAUAUGAGCCAUCCAGGGUGAAGCUAUCCAUCCUUGGCAGCCAGUUUGAUGACUACGUCAAUGCAAACUACAUUCCAGGGGCAAACUCCAGGAAGGAGUUCAUCGCAAGCCAGGGUCCUCUUCCUGCCACAGUGAAUGACUUCUGGAGGAUGAUCUGGGAGAAGAACAUCAGGACUAUAGUGAUGCUGACCAGGUGCAACGAGCAGGGACGAGUGAAAUGUGAACAGUACUGGCCGGCUGAGAGUAAGCACUACAACAACAUCAUCGUCAAGACAACUUCUGAAAUCACUCUUGAUGACUGGGCCCUGAGAGACUUUGUGGUCAAAAAUGUGAAGACUGCAGAAACUCGUUCUGUGCGUCAGUUCCACUUCACAGCCUGGCCUGAUCACGGCGUCCCUGCAACCACUGAGCUCCUGAUUAACUUCCGCCACCUCGUGAGGGAGCACAUGGACCAGUACUCCCUUCACUCCCCCACCGUGGUGCACUGCAGUGCUGGAGUGGGUCGUACAGGAACCUUCAUCGCCAUUGAUCGCAUCAUCUUCCAGAUCGAGCGUGAAAGCAUAGCGGAUGUGUUUGGCAUCACCUAUGACAUGCGUAUGCACCGGCCGCUCAUGGUCCAGACAGAGGACCAGUAUGUGUUUCUUAACCAAUGUGCUUUGGACGUCAUAAAGUCAAGAAUGGGCACCAAUGUGGACCUGAUCUACCAAAACACAGGAGCAAUGGACAUUUACGAGAACCUUAAGCCUAAUUUACCAUAAUUUAAGACUGUAUAUGUAUGGUGAUUCAUACAUUUAACAGAACUGGAUGUCCAUUACACAACUUCAUUUAAUUGUUCAACAACACAGAAAUAUAUUUAUUCUUCUAAGGAUUUGUAAAUAUUUAUUAGUGAAAUGGAAGGAUAGUUUGAUAGAAGAAUACAUACAGAGGGAGAGAUAUAGAGAAAGAGAGGACGAAGUAAUUGUAUUAGGGCAGAAUAUCUUAAAUGUAUGUAGACAUUCAACAUAGACCAGGUAUGAAUUUUUAUUAAGAUAAGAUUGUAGAGCUUAGAGUUUUUGUGGGCUUUUGCGUUUGGUGGUUUGCGUUACUGUAUCCUGCCUUACUGUCUAUGCACUGAUUUACUAAUAACUGCCUAAAAUUGUUACUGUGAGAUGUAUAUUUUCCUUUAUGCUGAUACACUUCAUGCUUCUAAUGUACUUGCACUUAAUGACCACUGGGGGGGCAUGUCUGUUAAUAAUGAAUAGCUGUUUCACUGUAGGUACACUCCUGUUUCCUCUCAGAGGUGCAGCGGUAGAAGGUACAAUUGUGUCAUAAGUUUUAUGUCACAUGUUUUAUAUGUUUUUAAGCUGUUGCUCCAAUCACUCCCAAGCUAUGACUCCAAUUAAUGUACAAUACAUUUCAAUACAUUUUAUUAUUUGUUUUAAAAUAAAAUCAUUAGCAGACAUAUGACACAUCAUGAGAUGUAAACUUGAAACAGGUUUAAGAAAGCCAUGGAAGGAUUCAAGAGAUUCCUCUUUUAAGUGAAAUGGCAGGUGUUUUCACAACAUCACUUGUCGCAGAAUAAAUAGAACCUUCAGGAAGCUAUAGAGUCAUCUUUGCAUAGACUACCACUUCCAGGAAUAAGCAUGAGAAAAGAAUGAGAAAUCCUUUAAAGAAAUACAUUUUAGUGUUAAAAUAUCAUUAUUCAACAUAAGUAAAAAGAAGAUGUUUGUUCACUUCAAACUAAAAAUAGGCAUAUUCCUUUGAUUCCUUUUCAUUGUAUAGCACACAGUGUUUAUUUUUACGCAAAUGCAAAAGUGGUUUUUACUUUAAGUGAUUUUUUGUAUGUAACAGAGAUACUGCUGAAGAGUUAACAUUUUAGUUUUGCUUUUGGUAAAAAAAUGAUGGCUUUAUUGUAAAAUUCUGUUUUGUAUUCUUGUUUGAGCUUCCUUUGCACUGCAGACACUUUUACAAUAUUUUUUACUUUUUCAUGUACAUUUCCUACUUCUAUUACUGUAUUGACAGGAGAAAAAUAAAAUUCAGAAUUGAUAAGA